AUUAAUUUAGGAAUCGCGUUGCGCAUAUCCGUUAUAAAAGUACGUUUCCCAACUUUCCCUUGAAGAAACUGCACUAGCGGCCUUCGAGAGAGAGAGAGAGAGAAUGGAAGCUAAGGCAGUGUUUGGCGGAAGUCCAUGUCUUUCAUCAUCUCUUCUACGCUUACCAGCUCAGAGAACCUGCAGCGUAUCCUACACUCACAAGCCUAUCCUAGACACCAUCCACCACGACCUUCACUUAGCUGCAUUCCACUCAAAAUCUCAUCUUUUCUCAUAUUCCCCAUCUCGUCCCCAUGCCAAAACCCUCUCCCACAAAACCCGCAUCUUCCUUCCCCACUUGGUUGCUUCAAUGGAACAAGUUGAAGAGACUUACAUAAUGGUGAAACCAGACGGUGUUCAACGGGGACUCGUUGGAGAGAUUAUUUCAAGGUUUGAGAAGAAGGGAUUUAAACUAACUGGCUUGAAGCUCUUCCAAUGCCCAAAAGAAUUGGCAGAGGAGCAUUAUAAGGAUCUCAAGACCAAGUCUUUCUUCCCUAAGCUGAUUGAGUACAUUACUUCAGGUCCAGUUGUGUGCAUGGCUUGGGAGGGUGUUGGUGUUGUUUCGUCGGCACGUAAGCUUAUAGGGUCUACAGAUCCUCUUCAAGCUAACCCUGGCACAAUAAGAGGGGACCUUGCUGUUCAAACAGGAAGGAAUGUGAUUCAUGGGAGUGAUAGCCCCGAGAAUGGCAAGCGUGAAAUAGCUCUGUGGUUCAAAGAAGGUGAACUAUGUCAGUGGACACCAGCUCAAGCACCAUGGCUAAGGGAGUGAUCUUUCACUUGACGCCCAAUUCUUUGAUCCACGCAGUUUUGAAGAAACUCUCUGAGCACCUGUACUUUCAAUGCCAAAUUCUUCUCCCCCUUUUUUUU
Messenger RNA from Corylus avellana, 903 nucleotides. RefSeq names its product nucleoside diphosphate kinase 2, chloroplastic-like. NCBI's taxonomy places the organism in Eukaryota, Viridiplantae, Streptophyta, Magnoliopsida, Fagales, Betulaceae. Gene Ontology annotation, biological process: CTP biosynthetic process; GTP biosynthetic process; UTP biosynthetic process. Gene Ontology annotation, molecular function: nucleoside diphosphate kinase activity. The record is from RefSeq and is a predicted model, not a curated record.